Messenger RNA from Aspergillus chevalieri, 741 nucleotides. It is a transcript of the gene CAO1, whose product is annotated as peroxisomal copper amine oxidase. The annotation marks the transcript as partial. Gene Ontology annotation, molecular function: primary methylamine oxidase activity; quinone binding; copper ion binding. Gene Ontology annotation, biological process: amine metabolic process. The record is from RefSeq and is a predicted model, not a curated record. Lineage: Eukaryota; Fungi; Ascomycota; Eurotiomycetes; Eurotiales; Aspergillaceae. The transcript has 2 exons.
GUGUACCCGGGUGUUAACGCGCAUAACCAUCAGCAUCUAUUCUGUCUGCGCCUGGAUCCCAACAUCGACGGGCCAAACAACACCGUGUUCCAGGUCGAUGCGACACGCGGCCCUGGUGAAGCUGGAAGCGCAGAGAACAAAUACGGUAAUGCAUUCUUUGCGAAGAAGACGAAGUACACCACGCCGCGCGAGGCAAUGUCCGAUUAUGACGGAAAUACCGGGCGUACCUGGGAAAUUGCCAACACGAACAAGUUGAACGAAUACAGCAAGAAACCCGUGUGCUAUAAGCUGGUCAGUCGCGAGGUUCCGCCGUUCCUCCCCAAGCCGGGUGGUUUGGCUUGGAAGCGAGCUGGAUUCGCCAGACACGCUGUACAUGUUACCAAGUACUCCGACGAACAACUUUACCCCGCCGGCCGCCACGUUCCCCAAACCUCCGGCGACCCCUCGCAAGGCCUCCCCGCCUGGAUCGAAGAAGCCGAAGCCUCAUCAUCCAACAGCAUCGACAACACCGACAUCGUCCUCUGGCACACCUUUGGCCUGACCCAUUUCCCAUCCCCUGAAGAUUUCCCAAUCAUGCCCGCAGAACCGAUGACCGUGUUGCUAAGGCCGAGAAACUUCUUCACGAGGAACCCGGCGUUGGAUGUACCGCCCAGUUUUGCGAGGACACCGUCGCAGGCUGCGAAGGGGGUGGAUGCGUGUGGGUGUAAGAAGAGGAGUGAGGGGGAAAGCGUGUUGGUUUAG